AUGCCUGUGAAACGGAUUUUCACCAAAAGAUUGGUUCUGCGAUACUUUACCGGAGCAGGAGUUUUCUACUGUGUCGCUCACACAAUAGCUCGUCAUGUGGGUGAACUAGUGAUCUGUUCCGGACCUUCAAUGCAUCCUACAAUUCACGAUGGUGAUCUCGUCCUCGCGGAGAGGCUCAGUAUCAGUACCGGGAAUAUACAUCGCGGUGAUAUCGUUGGAUGUUUAAGCCCACACGAACCAGAACAAUUGUUAUGUAAACGAGUGAUUGCUAAGGAAGCUGAUCCCGUUAACUCCGAUCUGUUGCCGAAUUUACGCGUUCCUCGUGGACAUGUAUUUCUACAAGGAGAUAAUCCUAUGGCUUCUACAGAUUCACGACAUUUUGGUCCUGUUCCAGUGGGAUUAGUUCAAAUUCGACUAACUCUUCGGAUUUGGCCAGUCUCCAGGUUUGGUUGGCUGUCGGAUCACUGGUUUUGGGAAACGGAAGAAGACCUGAAGCGAAACGCCAAAAGCGAUGUUCCGAAGUCAAAAUUUUACCCUCGCACGUAG
This is a messenger RNA of Cooperia oncophora, 546 nucleotides long. The record is from the annotation of a GenBank genome assembly. Lineage: Eukaryota; Metazoa; Nematoda; Chromadorea; Rhabditida; Trichostrongylidae.